AUAAACAAUUAAGUGCAAAGUAAUGAAGUAAAAUAUGAGAGUAUAUAAAAAUAGUCUUUUAAUUAAAUUUUUUUAUCUAAUAUUUCACCCAAGUUCUUUAGUGAUGUGAAUAACACAAGUUGAGUGUUUAAAUACAAACUUGGAAAGAAAAAAAUUAUAUAUAGAUAUAAAAGAAUAUUGUCACUAAUCAGAGAAUGGAAGAAACGAUUCACGUUGACGGGAUUUCGAACUUGGAGAUAGUUCAACAGCGGGUGUCGGCAGCUAAUGAGAAUGAUUCAACAACAGCGGCAACUCACGUUGUGCCAUUAGUAUACAUUCAGCCUAACAAGGUACAACAUACAAGUCCUCUGAAUCAGCAGAUAUCAACCUCCGCUCUACAGAUAGUAAACUCGUCAACUUCUACUGCAGCGAUUAUUAAUCCUAUUAAUGCUCCGAUUACUGCUCAAAAUAAAGUAUUUAUACAAGGCCCACAUACCAUUAGUUUAUCAAGUAAGCAACAUUAUGUAAUAAGGCAACCUAUAACAGCUAGUGUUGUAACAACAGCCCCAACUUCUGCUCAAGUACAAAAGCACAUAUUAGUGAGAAAGACUGCACACAUUUUACCGUUGAAUAAAACUCCUUCGCCACCGCCUCAGCAGUCAUCACUACCGCCAGUUUCACCAACUAAUCAUAUAAAUAAUCUUCAAAGUGGAAAGCAUAAUAAUUUAACAUUUAUUAACACAUAUGAAAAACCCAUUAAGCCUCGGAUGGAUUUUUCAAUGCCCAUACCAACAGUCGCAGCGACAACAGCAGUCACUGGAACUCUAUCAACUAAUCAGGCAGUUGUACCUAAAUCUAAAGUGGUUAUUUCACCGGUACAAACAGCAGGUCAAAUAUCAACAACAGUGUCAGGAUCAACAGUGAAAAAUGUUUCGAAUUUUUUAUUACCAGUAAAUAUUUCACCACCAGGUCUUACUGAGUCUUCGAAGCAAAAUGUAUUCAAUCUUAAAGUGACAAACGGCAAAUUGAAUAAUAGCGUUGAGAUUACUACAACCAGUAACAGUAACUGUAAUAGCAAUACUAGCAAAGGAGCUAUAACAGUAUUACGAGAGUCAUCUAAGUCAUCAUCAUCAAAUAAUCCUCCGCCUCUUCAUCCAAUUACCAAAAUAAAUUUACUGAACAAAAAUGCCGGCAUUAACUUAAAUUCAUCUGCACCACCAUCGCCAUCAACAGAUGGAAUAAAAAUUACGGAAAAUCCAGAUUCAGCUGUUAUCACUCCAAUACCUAAUAAUAAUGAUAACAGUGGUAAUAAAAAUGAUGAGUAUUCUGAAAAAAGAAAAAAAACUGUUAGUAAUAUUUUAUCACGAGGUCCAGUAGCAGUUCCUGAAAAAAGGCCAAAAAAGCAAAACCUUUCGAAGACAAGAGAGUGCCCAGAAGACAAUGAAUUGUAUGACCAAUUAGAUAUUCCACAGUUGCUAGGAAAAAAUUCACGGGAUAAAAAGUCAAGCCAGAAUGAUGAUGAGAUAACAUUGAUAAAAGUUAUCCCAAGUCAAACAGGAAAAUCCAAUAAAAAUAUCAACAAUAAGAGUGAUCGUAGUUCAACAGAAAUUAACUCAGUGGAUGAUGACAUCAAAAUUGAAAUGAUUAAAUCUUCAAGCAAUGUUAACUCAAGUUUAAUGAACGGUGAUAAACAAAACAUUAAGUCCAACAACCAUGCUGAAGAAGUUAAUGGUAAUACUGCUCAAUAUCAUAAUAACAAUAACAACAAUAAUAAUAAUACUAACAAUCAUAAUAAUAAUCAUCGUCAUCCUCACAAUGAUUCAAAUUUUGACGUCACCAAAGCUCUGGAAUGGAAAGACGGUGUAGGAAGCUUACCUGGAAGUACGCUCAAGUUUUGCAUAAACGAGUUUGGGCUGAUGGAAGUCGUAGAUGAUGACAAUUCAAAGCAAGAUAAACACAACAACAUUGGUGAUAAAGAAAAUGUGUGUUUAUCACCACGAAAUUCAUUUAAACCAACAUCAGCGAUCACUAUUACGUCGACUACCACUGAAAAGAAAAAUGAAGAAAAAAAAAGCCGUAAUGCUGUAUCAAGUGACACCUUGUACUGUUGCGAAAAUUGCGGUUGCUAUGGACUAGCUGCUGAAUUUGAUAGUCCAAUAUCAUGUAGUCCAGCCUGUUCUACAGCUAUUGAAGAUAAGAAACAAUUGCAGUUACGUCGCGAAAAGGACGCUAGGGAAUCAAAAAUCAAACGAAAAAAAAAAAAAUUACUUCAAGAAAAACUAACGAAAACUCAACAGUCAGAACAGGCACACGAAGAAUCAGAACAAAAGGAUGAUAAAAAAGAACAAAUUGAAAUUAAAAGUGACCCUUCGCGAUUAACACCAAAAGUAGAAUCUGAUGAUGACACAUCUAUUAAUAAUUUAGAUGAAACAAGUAGGCAAAGCGGCGGUAAUGAAGCUGCAACAGAACCUAAGUAUCCGUGGCAAACGGGGAAACUCGGUUUCUCAUGGGCUAAAUAUUUAGAGUAUACGAAAGCCAAACCAGCGCCAUUAAAACUGUUUAAAGAUCCGUUUCCCUACGGUAAAAAUUUGUUUAAAGUUGGAAUGAAGUUGGAAGGAAUAGAUCCUGAACACCCAUCACGUUACUGUGUUUUAACAGUAUUUGAAGUCGUUGGUUAUCGAAUACGUUUACACUUUGACGGAUAUCCUGAAAAUUUUGACUUUUGGGUAAAUUCCGAUAGUAUUGACAUUUUUCCGGUCGGCUGGUCCGAAAAACAUGGACACCGAUUAAAUCCACCAAAAGGCUAUGUUCCGAGCAAUUUUAAUUGGAACGCUUAUCUCAAAACCUGUAAAGCAACUCCAGCACCCAAAGUAGCUUUUUCAAAUCAUAAAAGUACGACAUUUGCACCAGUUGGAUUCCGCGUUGGAAUGAAGCUAGAAGCAGUAGACAGAAAACAUUCGCCUUCAGUCUGCGUAGCAAGCAUAGCCGGUGUAAUGGACUCACGAAUCCUAGUGCACUUUGAUUCUUGGGAUGAGGUUUAUGACUAUUGGGCUUACCCUAAUUCACCUUAUAUUCAUCCUGUAGGAUGGUGUCAUCAUAAUGGACACAGUCUUACACCUCCAAACAAUUAUAAAGACUCUAAAUCAUUUACCUGGGAUGCAUACUUACGGGAAACACGCUCUGUUGCGGCACCUUCUAGAGCUUUCAAACAAAGAGCCCCACUAGGUUUUAAGCGAGGAAUGAAAUUAGAAGCAGUGGAUAGACGCGUUCCACAAUUAAUUCGAGUGGCAACGAUUGAAGAUGUGAAAGAUCACAUGAUUAAAAUUCGUUUUGAUGGCUGGUCAGAAGUCUAUUCUUACUGGAUUGACGAUGAUUCUCCUGACAUCCAUCCAAUGACUUGGUGUUCAAAAACUGGACAUCCAUUGGAACCUCCUUUGACCCCAGAAUUAUUAAAUGAACGAACUGAGUGUGGUACUCCUGGUUGUCGAGGCGUUGGUCACGUUAAAGGACCUAAAUUCGCUACACAUAAUUCCGCUUCAGGUUGUCCUUACUCUCCUCAAAACUUACAUAAGAUAAGAAUGGUAUCUGAUCGUCUCAAUGUUAAACAUGAGAUUUGUGAUUAUGAUGAAGAUUCAUCAUCACCGACAUCUUAUGACUUUAUACCAAAAACCGAAAAAUUAGAAAAAGUCAGAACGAGUGCUGACCGGUCGGGUAAACACUCACCAAUAAAUCAUUAUAAGUCAUUGAAGUUGGAAAAAGAUAUUAAACCCGAAGACUAUGAAUCUGAUCACCGCCAAGAAACAUCAGAAAGGUCCAAAAAAUUUUCAAAGCACAAUUACAAUAACAGUGAUGCCGGACAAUCUGAGGACGAUGAUGUAGCACCACCACCUUUGAAAAAACGUCGUAAAAAGCGCCAAGUUUCAGAAGAACCAAAUUUUUCUUUACCCGUUACCGAUACAACUGGAAACUUAUGCGGAACUAAUAAUAUUCCGGACAAACAACUUCGCACUGAAAUUCAUCAAUCAGUCUUUAACCCUGGGUACAAUCCUUUACCCGACGCUCCUCAUAUCUGGGCUAAACAUAGUAAUGCUCUGAAUCGAGUAGUCGCUAAACAAAAUACCAAUCCUCGAAGAUGGUCCAAUGAAGAAGUCAUUAAAUUUAUUUCAAAUGUUCCAAAUUGCAAAGAAGUUGGGAGUAUUUUCCGUAAACAUAGUAUCGACGGAGAAGCAUUUUUAAUGUUAACGCAAGAAGAUCUGGUAUCACUUUUGGGUUUACGAUUGGGUCCAGCCAUAAAAUUAUACAACAGUAUUGUGUUAUUACGUCGAAAAGCUACGUGAAGAAAAGAAUGUUUACAAAAUUUUUUUAAUUAUUCUUAUGAGCUUUCAACACGUCAUUAUUAAAAUUUAUGUAUUGCUGUUUAAUCAGUUAAUUAAGUUUACGUAACACGUUGUGAUUGUCAUUCACAUUUUAUUAUUAUUUUUAUUUUAACUGUAUAAAUGUACAUAUUUAUAUAAAUAUAUUCAUAUAAUACAUAGAUUUAAUUAGAUGUAAAAAAUUGUCGCAUAGCAUAAUAAAAAUUUUGUUCAAUAUAUAAAACUGUUAAUUAUUUCUUAACUUAAAUUAAAAAAUAAUUAGUUUAUUAUUAAAACUGUUUGAAAUAAAUGAAACAAACGCAUGCGCACUUGAUCAAUUCUUUCUCUCUGUUGCACAUAUUGAAAGACGUCCUUGAUCGUCAUUGGUCCCUCCCAACCACCUUUCAUCCCUACUUUCUAGCUUGUGUUUUACAUAUCUUGAUGUUAUUCUGAUUCUCUUCAACUCUUCUCAACUCUUCUUGAAGCGUGCUCUACAACACCACUUUACAGCCAUACCAGCAGCAACAGCACAGCAGCAGCAACUAAACACCAAUAUCAUGAGCCAUGCCAAUGUUUACACACUUUACUCACAUACAUAAUGUGUUGUAUUACUAUACUCGUAUAGCAGCCAGUGGAACUCGAACUAACUGUCCCUUGGUGUCCCUACCCAGCUGCCAGUUGCUUCGUUGCUCCCAUGCAGUUAACAGUCACCAGUUGCUGCAAUAAUUAUUUAUAUUAUUUACAAACAUCAGUAUAAGUUUCGUUAAAUUUUAUCAGUGUUUAAUUAUUUUUGACUUAUGUAGUUGUACUUAUUCUUUUUUUUUUUUCAAUAAUAGUGCGCGACUUUAAAAGUGUAACAAAGUUUUGUAUUUAAAAAACUUUUAUUUGUGACAUUACGUCUCUGUAUAUAUUGCGUACGUUGAAAUUUCAAUGACUUAAAUGUAAACAUCUUGAA
This is a messenger RNA of Cotesia glomerata, 5286 nucleotides long. RefSeq names its product lethal(3)malignant brain tumor-like protein 3 (gene l(3)mbt). The transcript is spliced from 17 exons. NCBI's taxonomy places the organism in Eukaryota, Metazoa, Arthropoda, Insecta, Hymenoptera, Braconidae. The record is from RefSeq and is a predicted model, not a curated record. Gene Ontology annotation, biological process: regulation of DNA-templated transcription. Bases 195 to 4316 code for a protein of 1373 amino acids. Gene Ontology annotation, cellular component: nucleus. Gene Ontology annotation, molecular function: protein binding; zinc ion binding.